AUGGCUGCUGUUUUCCGAUCCAGCCUGAGGCUGCGCGCUUCGGCACGUCUCCCUGCUAUCCGCACCCUCACCACCACACCCCACCUUCGCGCUGCGGAGAAGCCUUACUUCUCCAACGAGCCUGCUGCUCCCAAGCUAGCCACCGCUAUUCCUGGCCCCAAGAACAAGGCGGCUGCUGAAGAGCUCAAUGAGGUCUUUGACGUCCGCAGCUUGAACAUGCUUGCCGAUUAUUCCAAGUCUACUGGAAACUACAUUGCUGAUCUCGAUGGAAACCUGCUUCUCGAUGUCUACGCUCAGAUUGCCUCUAUCCCUGUCGGAUACAACAACCCCCAUCUCCUCGAGGUGGCCAGAUCCUCAGAGAUGGCCACCUCUCUGAUCAACAGACCAGCUCUCGGAAACUUCCCGUCCGCCGAUUGGUCUCACAUCCUCAAGACUGGUAUCCUCAAGGUCGCCCCCAAGGGCCUGAACCAGGUGUUCACUGCCAUGGCCGGUUCCGAUGCCAACGAGACUGCUUACAAGGCCGCUUUCAUGUACUACCGUCAACAACAGCGUGGUGGCCCUGAGAAGGAAUUCACCGAGGAGGAAAUCCAGUCCAGCAUGGUCAACCAGUCCCCCGGUUCUCCUCAGCUGUCUAUCAUGUCUUUCAAGGCCGGUUUCCACGGCCGUCUUUUCGGCAGUCUGUCUACCACUCGCAGCAAGCCCAUCCACAAGCUUGAUAUCCCUGCCUUUGACUGGCCUCAGGCUCCCUUCCCCUCUCUGAAGUAUCCUCUUGAGGAAUUCGCCAAGGAGAACGCCGAGGAGGAGCAGCGUUGCCUGCAGGAGACUGAGCGUCUCAUCAAGGAAUGGCACAACCCCGUUGCCGCUGUUGUCGUCGAGCCCAUCCAGUCCGAGGGUGGCGACAACCACGCUUCCCCCGCGUUCUUCCAAGGUCUCCGUGAGAUCACUAAGCGCAACAACGUCCUCUUCAUUGUCGACGAGGUCCAAACUGGUGUCGGUGCCACCGGAAAGUUCUGGGCCCACGACCACUGGAACCUCCAGACCCCUCCUGACAUGGUCACCUUCUCCAAGAAGGCCCAGACUGCCGGUUACUACUACGGCAACCCCGCCCUGCGUCCCAACAAGCCCUACCGCCAGUUCAACACCUGGAUGGGUGACCCAUCCCGCGCCCUCAUCUUCCGCGGCAUCAUUGAGGAAAUCGAGCGCCUGUCGCUCGUUGAGAACACAGCUGCCACUGGCGCCUACCUCUACGCUGGCCUUGAGCGCCUUGCUAAGCAGUACCCUGAGCACCUGCAGAACCUGCGUGGCAAGGGCCAGGGUACAUUCAUCGCCUGGGAUACUCCCAAGCGCGACGAGUUCCUUGUCAAGGGCAAGGGCGUUGGUAUCAACAUUGGUGGAAGCGGCCAGAGCGCUGUGCGUCUGCGGCCCAUGCUGAUCUUCCAGAAGCAUCACGCCGAUAUCCUUCUUGAGAGCAUUGAGAAGAUCAUCAAGCAGCUGUAA
Aspergillus calidoustus is the source of this 1497-nucleotide messenger RNA. The record is from the annotation of a GenBank genome assembly. NCBI's taxonomy places the organism in Eukaryota, Fungi, Ascomycota, Eurotiomycetes, Eurotiales, Aspergillaceae.